Messenger RNA from Drosophila rhopaloa, 1323 nucleotides. RefSeq names its product Bardet-Biedl syndrome 5 protein homolog (gene BBS5). The record is from RefSeq and is a predicted model, not a curated record. Gene Ontology annotation, molecular function: phosphatidylinositol-3-phosphate binding. The transcript is spliced from 5 exons. Gene Ontology annotation, biological process: intracellular transport; cilium assembly. NCBI's taxonomy places the organism in Eukaryota, Metazoa, Arthropoda, Insecta, Diptera, Drosophilidae. Gene Ontology annotation, cellular component: BBSome; ciliary basal body. The coding region runs from base 1 to 1161 and encodes 386 amino acids.
AUGUUAAAGUCCCUGGCUCCGAUUGAAGGAAACCAACAGCCGCAACUUCAGUUGCUCUGGGAGGACAAGGAUGUGAAAUUCGAUGUCCCGCAAUUGCACAAGAACUUACGCAGCGGAGAACGAGUGCUGGACUACAUCUACCACAUCGAAGACAGCAAGGGAAAUCCGGGGGACACGGGUCGUCUGAUGGUCACCAAUCUGCGGAUUAUUUGGCAUUCGCUGGUCCACAAGAAGUAUAAUCUGUCCAUCGGGUAUGCACGGGUGUGCAACACCAGCACGCGAAUAGUGCACAUGCACUCCAAGGCCAGAAUAGCUAGUCAGGCUCUCUACAUCCUGGCCAUCAGCAACGAGACCCGCUUUGAGUUCCUUUUUACCGACGUGUCCGGGGAAACUUCACGCCGGGAUCAGCCCAUAUUCGCCAGCGUCUUUGAUGUGUAUCACCUAUACCAACGUACCUAUCUCUACCGCGACCUGAAGCUGCGCGGAGCCAUCGUUCAGUCUGGUCAACUGGUUAUUCUGCCAGAUGAGCAGGUCUACAGCCAGGUGCAGGGAGUCUGGAACUUGUCCAGCGACCAGGGCAACCUCGGCAGCUUUGUGGUGUCCAACAUUCGACUGGUGUGGUUUGCAGACGCCAACGAGACUUUCAACAUCAGUUUGCCCUAUCUACAAAUUGAAAGUCUCCGCGUCCGCGAAUCCAAAUACGGACCUGCCUUGGUCAUUCAAACGGCCGAAACAGGAGGCGGAUAUGUGCUCGGAUUUCGGGUCGAUCCCGCCGAGCGCCUGAACGAGCUCUUCAAGGAGCUCUGCUCGCUGCACAUGAUCUAUGGCGAGCAGCCCAACUUCGGCAUCCAGUACAACGCUCAGGAUGCCCGGCAGCGACUGGCAGCGGCCGCUGAGGAAGCCGCCCAGUCGUCCCAGUUUAAGGUCGAUAACUUUGAGGAGCUGGACGAGCGGCAGGAGCGCGAGAUCAACACCAAACUGAAUAGCUACCUCGCCGAAGGCUGUUUGGGAAAGGUCCCAAGUGGGUCCAGGUCCAGCCAGGAGGAAAGAGAUCCGGUUUACUGCAAGGAGCUGGGCUUCGCCAUGGAGCAAAUUAGGGAUGGCUACAAAUUACAGGAUUUGUGGAACGUCAUGCCCACCAAAAUGGAAACGAUGGAAUGAAAUGGAGAAGCAGUUCAGUUUGGUAAUAAUCUCCAAAUUUGCAUUGUAUACAGGGGUUUUUAAUAUUAUUUGAUUAUGCAAACUCAUUAAAAUGUUUUACUAUUGUGUGAAUUCUUUUAUCUUACAUAAAGGUUUUGAAACCUUUAAUAAUUUUAAAUUAAU